Molecule: messenger RNA, 1039 nt
Organism: Planococcus citri (citrus mealybug)
Lineage: Eukaryota; Metazoa; Arthropoda; Insecta; Hemiptera; Pseudococcidae
Product: cysteine synthase A-like
Exons: 1
Coding region: 9-977 (322 amino acids)
Cellular component (GO): cytoplasm
Molecular function (GO): cysteine synthase activity; L-cysteine desulfhydrase activity
Source: RefSeq, a predicted model, not a curated record
GACCGACCAUGAGUAAAAUUUACGAAGACAAUUCCCAAACCUUCGGCAACACACCUCUAGUUCGUCUAAACCGUAUCGGAAAUGGUCGCAUUCUGGCAAAAUUGGAAUCACGUAACCCCAGCUUCAGUGGAAAAUGCCGCGUUGGCGCUAGCAUGAUUUGCGAUGCUGAAAAACGCGGCAUACUUAGACCAGGAAAACAACUAGUCGAACCAACCGGUGGCAACACCGGUAUCGCUCUAGCUUCAAUCGCAGCGUCACGUGGCUACAAAGCAACAUUGGUCAUGCCGGAGACCAUGAACAUAGAAAGACGAAAACUAUUCAAGGCCCUAGGAGCCAAUCUAGUCCUUACCGAAGGAUCGGCCGGACUACAAGGCGCGAUUUCCAAAGCCGAAGAAAUCGCCUCAAGUGAUCCUGAACGAUUCGUGUUACUGCAGCAGUUCAGCAAUCCAGCCAAUCCAGCCAUACACGAGAAAACAACCGGACCCGAGAUUUGGCAGGAUACAAACGGAGCCAUAGACGUGUUCGUCGCCGCCGUAGGCACAGGUGGCACUUUCACCGGUGUCAGUCGUUAUCUGAAAACCAAGAAUAAGAGUAUACUUUGCGUAGCGGUCGAACCUUUCGAGUCUGCUGUCAUUUCCCAGACACUGGCUGGAGAAGAACUGCGACCAGGGGCACAUAAAAUCCCCGGAAUUGGUAUUGGAAAAAUUCCCGAUAAUCUGGAUUUAUCAUUGGUCGAUCGGGUAGAAAAAGUCACCGAUGAUGAGGCCGUCGACACAGCUCGUCGAAUUAUGCAACAAGAGGGUAUUCUGGCUGGCCUUUCAUCCGGCGCUGCUGUGGCUGCUGCGUUGAGACUUCAACAAGAGCGAGAGUUCGCUGAUAAGACGAUUGUGGUCAUUUUACCAUCUUCGGGUGAACGCUAUCUUAGCACUGUGUUGUUCGAUGGCAUGUUUACCGAGCCCGAAUUUAAAUCAAAUUGAUUCUUUUUUAGUACCUACGUACUUCAAAUCUACCGAUAAGAAUUUAUUCUGAAGUCGAAACC